This is a messenger RNA of Penicillium maclennaniae, 1941 nucleotides long. RefSeq lists its product as uncharacterized. Bases 1 to 1941 code for a protein of 646 amino acids. Gene Ontology annotation, biological process: cellular response to oxidative stress. The record is from RefSeq and is a predicted model, not a curated record. Gene Ontology annotation, cellular component: cytoplasm. The transcript has 2 exons. NCBI's taxonomy places the organism in Eukaryota, Fungi, Ascomycota, Eurotiomycetes, Eurotiales, Aspergillaceae.
AUGGACCCCGAAGACCCGCUAGUCCAGGCCUUGCCGCCAGCGACCGACUAUCUCACCUACCUCACGCUGCUGGAAUAUCAGUUGACCCCUAAACGUCUGCCGCUGUUGCACCAACUGCUGCAAGAUGAGCGCCUUACCACCAACAUCGGUUGGGAUCUCGUCAAGCUCCUCUUGCCAAUGCUUCCCGCUUCCACCGAGUGUCUACAAGAUGUCGCUCGACUUGGAAACCCACGAGAAGUUAUCCUGCGUGUAUCCGAAGCCUUGAUGCAGCUCCAACCCGAGGAGGACGAGGAGGAUGAGGAGGCCGCGGAUGACGCGUUGGCGAAACAUAUCCUGCAGUUCAAUUGUCUCCUGUCCAUGCUAUCAGUGCUUCAUGGAAGAAUCCAAACCAAAUCUCCCAGUCGUUUCAUCGCAACCUCGCUCCAGGCAGCACUCGAGGCCUACACAGCCAUGCCUUGCGAUGAGACCACCCUGGCCCUGCUGGAGUUCCUUCGCGACCUCUCUCCCAGCAAGCGACCGGCCCCACCUCCACGAGCCCCGAGCGAGUCGAGCGUGCUGCGGACAGCGAAAGCCUCUGCUCCAGAUCCCGAACCAGAGGUAGCGGUGCCGUCUCCGUCGGCAACUAACGAGACCUUGUUGGUGAGGAAGUUCAUCCAAUUUGGGUUGAUCGAGCUGUUCAAGUCAUACCUGUUGAGCUUCUCGGGCCCAAUGGACCCUGGCAUGUCUUGGACCGUUCGUAUGCAAGAACAUUUGCAUCCGUCUCUGCAGUUACCAGAACAGUCGCAGACACAGGCAUACUCCACCACAAAAGAGCUCAAGGAGCGGGACAUGCUAAUGGGCAAGAUCGUGGCACUGUCGCGAGACAUCGGAAUCGACAGCACUGAGCUAUUGUCAAUUGUUUCCCGCUCUUCAGAUGAACACCGGCCUCCGCUGGAUUUUGAAGAGCCCCCCGCUUCCCCGGACGAGAUUCCUUUGGAACGCCACGGCUCACUGUUGCUUCUUGCAGCCCGUGCUGCAGGGUCUACUCUCUUCAUAUCUGGCAAUAUGAUGCCGCCGUUAUCUGUUUUUCCAGAUAUAGCCGUGAUCUUCACAAAUUUCUUGGGAGCACCCGAGAAUGUGCAUGAAGUAACUUAUGGCGAGCCCCAGGCACUGCUAGACUCCUUGCUGGCUCUGACCGUGCAUGCCAUGCAAAACCCAAUUGUAACCCCUUCGAGCGAGACAGAAUUCAAGAACUUUGUCAUCGCUUUAACCGCAUGCACCGCGCGCCAGACACAUGGCAUUGUCCGACAAAUACCGACGACCAUCGUUCAUAGCCACCCGUCUUCUUCCACGCGGUUCAAGCUUAUUCGCUCUAUCCUAGAAGCGUCCAAUUUGACAACUAUCCGUGAUAGUGCUGUGACAUGGCUGAGAGAGGAAAUUAUAGGCCACGUUCAUGAAUCGGCGGAGACCGUCUUCCAUGACCCGCUCCACUUCUGGAUUCUGUUCCAGUCACUUUUCACGUCUGUGAAUGCAGCUUCCUCGGCAAGCAUACUGGACAGUUGGACGUGCCUGACGCAGACUCAGGGCCCUGCUUUGCAUUCCGCUUUGAAUCUGUACUAUCUCCUUCUAUCAUCGCCUUCUCUCAGAGAUACUUUGCAACUGGAAAAGACUGUGGUGUUCUUCCGCAGCCAAGUGCUCGAACCUCUAUACAAGCUGUUUCGUGCCUUCGAAUCCGACCUUACUGCCAAGGGAGGCGACGGCAUCAUCGAGUCUGCGGUCGGCGAGGAGAUGUGCCAAGUUGGCAAUGCUCGGUCCGUUGGGCUAAUUGGUCUCACACUUGAUCAGAUUGAAGAGGCGAUUCACGAUGCAUAUGGAACCGAUGACUCGGACCUGAAGACUUUUACGCAGGAAGAGGAAACCCGAGCGUCUGAGAUUCGGAAAGAGACUGAAGGCUGGCAAUAG